This is a messenger RNA of Alternaria rosae, 2385 nucleotides long. Its product is annotated as monosaccharide transporter 1. The transcript has 3 exons. Gene Ontology annotation, molecular function: carbohydrate:proton symporter activity. Gene Ontology annotation, cellular component: membrane. The record is from RefSeq and is a predicted model, not a curated record. Bases 436 to 2091 code for a protein of 551 amino acids. Gene Ontology annotation, biological process: transmembrane transport; carbohydrate transport. NCBI's taxonomy places the organism in Eukaryota, Fungi, Ascomycota, Dothideomycetes, Pleosporales, Pleosporaceae.
GUAAUGUGGAGGUAACCUCGGGCUAGGAGCAGAGACAUGCUGUGCCGAGCGCGCUUGUUGGACUGCAAGCGUCCUCCGCUCUUCUCCAAGAUUGGCCCAAGAUGGCUUGCUCCACCACCAGACCCUGUUAGGUUCGCCUUUGUAUCCACAGUUUAUUUGCGCCUCUACCGCCCGCACCAAGGCUCGCAUACUGCUACACCAGCCAAGGCCAAGAUGUUGGAAAAAAUCGUUAUCUAGUUUUCUCCACGCGUCAGUCGGAAUCUUGGUAGCGUAUCUUUUAGUGGGCCGAGGGUAGACGACCAGUAACCACGUUUCUGCCGAACACCCUUGUACUCUGACGGACGAUGAUCAUUUAAAGCUCUACUCUCUCCCCACGGAUCUUUCCUCCCCAGCAUCUCCUCACCCCUCUCCAGUUUCCAUCGAUACAACGCAACCAUGCCGCCACGUAUCAAGGAGUCCGAAAAUGGUGUUCCCACCUACUGGGGCAAGUCCGGCAGGGCCCUCCAGGUUCUCAUCACCAUCGUUGCUGUUACCGACUUCCUACUCUUCGGUUAUGACCAGGGUGUCAUGAGCGGAAUCAUCUCUGCUCCUGCCUUCCAAGCCGCGUUCCCUGAAGUCGAGGGUGACUCUACCUACGAGGGUUUCGUCGUCUCCAUCUAUGCCGUCGGUUGUCUGCUUGGUGCCAUCUUUGUCUUCGUCUUCGGUGACAAGCUUGGACGUCGCAAGAGUAUCUUCCUGGGUGCCGGAGUUAUGAUCAUCGGUGUCAUCAUUCAGAUUGCCUGCGUUCCUCCCAACAGUGGUGCUACCGCCCAGUUCAUUGUCGGACGAUGCAUUACUGGUGUUGGAAACGGCAUUAACACUUCUACCAUUCCCACCUACCAAGCUGAGUGCUGCAAGGCCAAGAACCGCGGUAAAGUUAUUUGCAUCGAGGGUUCCAUGGUUGCCAUUGGUACGCUCAUCGCCUACUGGAUCGAUUACGGUUGUCUCUACGGUCCCGAUGACUUCACAUGGAGAUUCCCCAUUGCUUUCCAGUGUGUUUUCGCCCUCAUCGUCAUCGUUAUGAUGAUCUCGCUACCCGAAUCUCCUCGAUGGCUCCUUAACCACCAUCACGAAGACGAAGCCGCUACUGUACUGGCUGGUCUCAAUGGAGUUCCCCGCGACGACCAAGAAGUCAUUGUCCAAAUGCAAGUCAUCCGCGAUGCAGUCAACGCAUCUGGUGGUGGCGGCAAGGUCCCUACCAAGGCUCUUCUGACCGGCGGCAAGUCCCAGCAUUUCCGUCGUGCUAUCCUCGGUGCUUCGUCGCAAUUCAUGCAACAAUUGUCCGGUUGCAACGCUGUCAUCUACUACUUCCCUAUUCUGUGCCAGAGUGCCCUGAACACCGACCACAACCUGGCCCUACUUCUUGGAGGUGUCAACAUGGUUGUUUACGCCAUGUUCGCCGCUACCUCUUUCUACUUCGUUGAGCGUGUUGGCCGCAGAAAGUUAUACUUGAUCGGUACCGUCGGCCAGAUGACUGCCAUGAUCAUCACUUUUGCCUGCCUGCUCCCCGGUGGCGUAGAGAACGAGAACAACGAGGGACCUGCCAAGGGUGCCGCUGUCGGUCUAUUCUUGUACAUCGCGUUCUUCGGUGUUACAUGGCUGCCGCUUCCCUGGUUGUACCCUGCCGAGAUCAACCCCCUCAAGACCCGCCAGAAGGCCAACGCCUUUUCAACUAUCAAUAACUGGCUAUGGAACUUCUUCAUUGUCAUGAUUACACCCGUCCUGAUCACCAACAUCGGCUGGGGAACCUACCUCCUCUUCGCUGCUCUGAACGCAUCCUUCAUUCCCGUCAUCUACUUCUUCUACCCGGAGACUGCUGGUCGUUCCCUCGAGGAAAUUGACCUCAUCUUCGCCAAGGGUUACACCGAGAAGAUGAGCUACGUGCAGGCUGCCAAGCAGCUCCCCAAGAUGGACGAGGCUCAGAUCGCCGAAGCCGUCCGCCAGUACGACCUCUCUGACAGCGACGUCGAGAACCGCUCGGCUGCUGGAUCGCUCAAGGAGAAGCGUCAGCAAGACGAGGAGCUGAUGCCUCAGGCCGGAGGACAGAUGUAAGAUCUGGAAUGUUGCAAGACGAAGAUACGAGCGCUGGUCGUACAUGAUUGCGAAUGAGCGCGCUGUGUGCGCUACGGUAUCGUUGAGUCGUUACUUGUUAUGCAUAAUGCCUGGAGGAACUAUACCCGACGCACAAACGUCACCCAUCUAGGCUCGAGAUGCAUGGAGGAAUUUGCUAGGUCGCAUGUCUAAGGAAUGCGUGAGUUUCGUUUUGUUUCUAAUUGCAUAGCAUCGCUUUAUACCAUUGAUCGACAUAUGUCGUCAACCAUAGAAAUCUAUGACUUUUCUCAUCAC